Mangifera indica (mango) is the source of this 1175-nucleotide messenger RNA. Its product is annotated as protein TIC 22-like, chloroplastic. The record is from RefSeq and is a predicted model, not a curated record. Gene Ontology annotation, biological process: protein transport. Bases 89 to 982 code for a protein of 297 amino acids. Gene Ontology annotation, cellular component: chloroplast. Lineage: Eukaryota; Viridiplantae; Streptophyta; Magnoliopsida; Sapindales; Anacardiaceae. The transcript is spliced from 7 exons.
AGAAAAGCCGCCUAAACCUUGUUCCGGGCUUUGCCGAAGCAUCCACAAACACAAUCGCUGACUGUUCUAGUUCUUCUAAGGGAAAAAAAUGAACUCGAACUCGAACGCUGCAAUGACUUUCUCGACAACCAAACAGCCUCCACAACUGAGCCUUCAUCAAGCCUUCAACACCUUUCAAAACCAGUUCUCCGCCUUCCUCCGGCACUUCUCUCACCAUCCCCUGUUCAAACCCAAUACUCCCUCCGUUCCGGACCCUGCAAAACGCGUCCUUGAAGCUCCUUUUUUGCGCCUGAACUCAUUUUCUCUGCCCUUUUAUAAAAACCCAGUUUGGGCUAGUAUGACGCAGGCCCUAUCAGGCGGCGGCAGCAUGUCCACUGAAGCCAUUGAAGAGAGAUUGGCGGGUAUUCCCGUUUAUGCACUGAGUAAUAGUAAUGAGGAAUUCGUGUUGGUUUCGGGAGCUUCGAAUAGGAAGUCUCUUGGGCUAAUUUGUUUCAAGAAAGAGGACGCUGAGGCUCUUCUUGAACAGAUGAGGAGCAUGGACCCUCUAAUGAGAAAAGAAGGCUCUAAAGUGGUUCCGGUUGCUUUGAACAAGGUUUGCCAACUUAAGGUUGAUGGGGUGGCGUUUAGGUUAAUACCAGAGGCUACUCAAAUCAAGAAUGCACUUAAGGAGAGGGAAAAAGCUGGAUUAUUAGGGGAUGGCUUCUCUGGGGUACCAGUUUUCCAGUCAAGGAGUCUGGUACUGAGAAGCCAAAACAAAAGCUAUCGUCCAGUUUUCUUUAGAAAGGAAGAUUUAGAGAAGUCACUUCAAAGAGCAUCCCAACAGCAGAAUAAGUUAAAUCCUGCUUUCAGAAAGGGUGAUAUUCAGGUUGCUGUUUUUGAGGAAAUAAUUAAAGGGAUGAAGGAUAGUAAUAAUUCAACAUGGAAUGAUAUUAUUUUCGUCCCGCCUGGUUUUGAUGUUUCGACGGUCCCCACCGAGCCAUAGCCAACUUGAGAGAUGUGGCUGAUGACAUUUUAGACGAAAUUGUCAAUUUGUCAUGCAAUUUUUGUCUUUGAAGUUAAUUACUAGUGAAAAACUUGUACCAUUACCUCUUUUUUGUUUUGUUAGAUUUUUAUUGACGAUUAUCUUGUGUAUUCUACUGGAAAUAUAUGUGAAAAAGUAAUAUUAUACUUACAAA